UGGGCUUAUAAAGAAUAACGAGACAAUGAAACUAAACGGGUGUGAAAAGAAGAAAAAUAAGAAGAGAAGAAGCAUGCAAAAAUAAAUGAAUGGAUUGAUAAAAAAAUAUAAAAAAAGGCUAAAGGGGCAAUAUAUAAAAGCAAAUGACUGGAUCGAAAAAGUCUCAAUAACAGCGGUUUUCUGUUUAAACGUUGCUUUAGAUCAAGCAAAAGAGGAGAAGCAUAAACAGAAAGAGAGAAAAGGGCAAAAAUAGUAUUAAAGGGAAGGGGCUUAACCCACAAGAUCACCACCUAGGGGAAAAGAUCAACACUGCUAUAGGGAGGUGAUCUUAUGGGGUGACCCCCAAAAUGCUUUUUGUCGUUAGAAAAAUAUUUCUUUGAUUGACGAGAAAAAAAGAGAAGUACCAGUCACUAAAAAAUAAAAAGAGAAGCAGCCGCAAGUAGUAAAAAAUCUGCAAUAAAAAUAUCAGAGUAAAAGGCACUUU
Molecule: messenger RNA, 484 nt
Organism: Meloidogyne enterolobii
Lineage: Eukaryota; Metazoa; Nematoda; Chromadorea; Rhabditida; Meloidogynidae
Source: the annotation of a GenBank genome assembly